CAAGCAGCCUUUUCAACCGCAGUGAGUAGAAUCCCACUAGGAGACAAAAAGUCAUUCAACCUGCACGGUGUUGAGGAUGAAAGAAGCUUUGCUCGGUUUUCUUUGCCAGUCCAGCUGCUCAAACUUUGCAGAGAAAGUGAGAAACUUCAAGGUUUGCUGCCUCCUUUGAUUCCUCUGAUGAUGCUGAGCUCAGAUAUUUGUCGUCUGUGAAAAAAGGAAACGAGAUCCUCACUUCAUUAUCAGGGAGGCGACCGAGAAGCCGAUUCCAGUAAUUCGCCCUUCCAUGAAAGAGGUGUGAACAUCGCCCUCCGAGGCACCUUGAGCUGCUCCGUCACAUGGACACUGAACAGCUGCUGCCUUCAGCGUCUCAUCUCGGCAAGAAAGUCGGACCGCUCGGGAGCGACCGCACCGACGAGGCUGAAUAACUUGUUUGCAUCGAGGCGCCGAGCACUUGGCAACUGGUGAGGAUGAGAGACAGUGUGAGGACCUACCUGUAUUUGACAAGUGUGUUUUUCACCUCAUUGGAGAGAGGAGCGCAGAGGGAAAAAGUCGGCGAGAGGGAGCAGGGGAGGGGAAGAGGCAGCCAGCGAGGGAAGGUGUGAAGCUGCGUGAGGAGACACAGAGACGAGAGAAGACGCACAAAGCUGAGGACGACACAGGGAGAAGGAAACUGACAGAACUCUGCAGGACUGGAGAAGGAGUAAAGGGAGACAAUCGGCGAAUCAAAGAGCCGGCUAAACACCCAUUUAUGCUGGAGGGUGGUGCUUUGUCAGAUCCAUACAGGGGAAAACUUCAAGUUCUACACGUGGGCUCACACAGAAAACACAGCACCAUGGAGAACAGCACCUUCGGCAACACGUCGCACGUCGGAAUGACCGCUCACGGCCUUUGGGAGGUGAUCGCCAUCGCCACGGUGUCGGCCAUCGUCAGCCUGAUAACCAUCGUUGGUAACGUGCUGGUGCUGCUGUCGUUCAAAGUGAACAGCCAGCUGAAGACUGUGAACAACUACUACCUCCUGAGUUUGGCCUUCGCUGACCUCAUCAUCGGCGUGCUGUCCAUGAACUUGUACACCACAUACAUACUGAUGGGUUACUGGUCCUUGGGGAACCUGGCGUGUGACCUCUGGCUUGCAGUGGAUUAUGUGGCCAGCAACGCUUCGGUCAUGAACCUGCUCGUCAUCAGCUUCGACAGGUACUUCUCCAUCACGAGGCCGCUGACCUACCGGGCAAAGAGGACUCCAAAGAGAGCCGCCAUCAUGAUCGGACUCGCAUGGAUGGUGUCUUUUGUCCUCUGGGCGCCACCCAUCCUGUGCUGGCAGUACUUUGUAGGAGAGAGAAAAGUGCCUAAGGAACAGUGUCAGAUCCAGUUCUUGACCGAGCCUGUGAUCACAUUUGGAACCGCCAUCGCUGCUUUCUACAUCCCCGUCUCUGUUAUGACUAUCCUGUACUGCAGGAUCUACAAGGAGACGCAGAGACGCACCAAAGACCUGGCAGAGCUGCAAGGCCUCGCGACAGAAAAUAUUCCAGAAGGAAUUAAACCGCAGAAAACUCUCAUUCACUCCUGCUUUCAUUUCACCAGAGAGAGGAGGGACCGGAGUCAGGCCUCCUGGUCCUCAUCCAACCAAAGCAACGCCACCAAGACGACCACCAGGUCCGACGAGGCGUGGGCCAAAGCCGACCAGAUCACUUCCUUCAACAGCUACACCUCAUCUGAGGAGGAGGAGCACCACGCUUCACUGGAGACUCCACAGGGGUCUUUCAAAGAGCAAAGCAGUGGGCAAAGUAAUAAGAACGGGCAAGUGACUGAUUAUGCAGAAGAUCAGUUUUUCUCCUCUCCUCAGAAGAGGAACAGCAAAAAGGGCAUCGCUUAUAAAUUCAGACCUGGCUCAAAGGGUCAAAAGACCAGUCCCCCACCUGCAGCACCCUGCCUGCCGGAAACAGAGCCGCCCGCCCCACACGCCUCCCCGUCAGCCUCCUCCACCACCUCCAAACCCAUGGACCCCGUCCUGAAGAGCCAGAUCACCAAGAGGAAGAGGAUGGUGCUGGUGAAGGAGAAGAAAGCGGCCCAGACUCUCAGCGCCAUCCUCCUGGCCUUCAUCCUCACGUGGACGCCGUACAACAUCAUGGUGCUCAUCUCCACCUUCUGCACCGAGUGCAUCCCCAUGUCCCUGUGGCACCUGGGCUACUGGCUGUGCUACGUCAACAGCACCAUCAACCCCAUGUGCUACGCCCUGUGCAACAAAACCUUCCAGAAGACCUUCCGCAUGCUGCUGCUCUGCCAGUGGAGGAGGAGGAGGAGAGGCGAGGACAAGCUGUACUGGUGCGGACAAAACCCAAACGCCAACAAUAAAGUGACUUGAUGUGGUGCCGCAGCCUCGUCCCAGACUUUUGCCUCCCCGUGGAGUUUCUUGAUAUAUACUGUAGUUGGUGGUUCAUGUUCAGCAUGAAGUGCUGCAUGUGAUUUUUGUGUUAGAAGUACAUGUUGGUGGGAAAUGUGCUGAGCCUGAUGCAGCACGGAAAACUGCUGCUCCAGAUUAUUACAGAUAAAAAAAAAACCUGAUGAAGGUGGUUACACAUUCUGGUUCAGUUUAAAGAACAUGUUCCGAUAUUUAGGUCUAUUUUGAAAAGAGGACUCCAUCUUCAAGUGUGUUUACAGGCUUUGGGUAGUAGAUGUAAACCUUUAUAUAGAAAAAAGUUUAGUAAGUUAGAACAAUGUGUGGAAUCAACAGUACAAUAUAUUUAUAUAAAUAUAUACAUUCAUACAUUCAUACAAAAUUAAUCUAAUUUAAUCACAGUUAUUGAAUAAGUUUCCUGAGGAGGUGAACACUUAUAUAAGCACUUUAUUCUUUAAGUCUUUUCAUUUCCUUUAGUUGCUGUAGAGUCCAUUUGCUUUCUGAUAUAAUCCAUAAAUUGACCCCAGUUCUAUAUACAUUUACAAUAAGAACCCUUUAGCUAUAACCACACCUCUGGGUCUUAUAAGAGGAUUUUAGAGAAGAACAAGUACACACUUUAAAUAUUACAAAUUUUGCGCAGAAUGAGGACUGUCGUUUUUGUCCCCCAGGAGGAAUGAUUACAAGGACAACACACAUUUAAUUCACACAUUUUGAAUCUAUUUAAAUUAUGUAUAACAACAUAAAUACAUGUAUGUUGUUUACAAGUCUCUGAACAUGUUCUUUGAACCUCACCCGAUCCUAGUUUAUUCUAAUGCUCACUUGCACUGUAUAUAAAGGACAUCAUGUAGGCGUACACAUUUAAAACAAUUUAAAAUAUAAAGAACACGUUUCACAGAUUCUGUUCACAAAUGGUAAAUGUAAAUUGAUUAGUAUAUAUAGAGUAUUAAUAUAUAUAUAUAAAAGUGGUCAAGUGAAUAUUUUUCCUUUCUUUACUCUUGCUAUGGAUGUUUGAUCUUGUGCUCAAGGGCUAAUCUGUGCACUUACUGCAUUAGUUUCACAGUGGUAACAUGACAUGUGAGCGUGUCCGUGGAUCACACCUCUGCUCUCCUCAAUAUUCACGUUGCUGUGUAGAAAAAGGUGUCUGAAGCUGGAUUACCACCGUGUCCCUCCGAUUGGAUGAGUGAUGCUGUUGUUAAUCUACUGCACUUUCCUGUUGUUUAUGAUGUGAUGUCAAAGUGUAUCUAACCCUGUGCCUUUGGUUCUGCUCUGAGGCUUCGUGGAGGAAUCUGUGCUCCUCGUUCGUCCGUGAAAUGUUGUGAAAGUGAGUCUGUGUGUACUGAUAUGAACCAAGAAACACAAUUUCAAAAGGCAGAGUUAUAAUUCUCCUUUUUUUUUUAUUUUAAGCGUCAACUUGUUAAAUCUGAUCUGAACUUUCUAAUUUGAAACUCUUCCUUUUGAGAAAAUCACCUUCAACUCCAAAAGUCGACGUGUAAAACGAACAGGCCGGAGGAGGAGACGUGCACAUAGCGUGACUGUGGCCCAGGGAAGAAGAGAUCUGUAAUUUCCUCUCUAAUAUUAAAGAAGAAUAAGGAGAAAUCAUAUACAUGGUAUAAACUGAGUUUCUUUGCUUUCUAGGUGUUAGAUAAAAACCUUCUAUUCAAUUAAAUCCAAUGAGGUAUAGUGAGCGUGAAAAACUUCAUUCAGGCUUCAGCCGCUAAUUUGAAUCAGCACCUGAAGAAAGGAUUUGUAGGAUUUUAGGAGGCCUGAGGCCAAAUUGUUGAUUAUUUCAAAAUAGGAAGCAAAG
Messenger RNA from Platichthys flesus (European flounder), 4196 nucleotides. Its product is annotated as muscarinic acetylcholine receptor M5-like. Lineage: Eukaryota; Metazoa; Chordata; Actinopteri; Pleuronectiformes; Pleuronectidae. Gene Ontology annotation, cellular component: synapse; plasma membrane; dendrite. The coding region runs from base 749 to 2359 and encodes 536 amino acids. Gene Ontology annotation, biological process: G protein-coupled receptor signaling pathway, coupled to cyclic nucleotide second messenger; chemical synaptic transmission; adenylate cyclase-inhibiting G protein-coupled acetylcholine receptor signaling pathway. Gene Ontology annotation, molecular function: G protein-coupled serotonin receptor activity; G protein-coupled acetylcholine receptor activity. The record is from RefSeq and is a predicted model, not a curated record. The transcript has 2 exons.